Messenger RNA from Lodderomyces beijingensis, 543 nucleotides. NCBI's taxonomy places the organism in Eukaryota, Fungi, Ascomycota, Pichiomycetes, Serinales, Debaryomycetaceae. The record is from the annotation of a GenBank genome assembly.
AUGGUCCGUAUAAUCAUUUGAAAAAAACCGCACAUGACUUAAGUUUCAUACACGCCGACCCUUUUGAAUAUCGCCGGCGAUGGAGGCAGAGGUGUGACCUCUUUUGCACCAGUUGGGGUAACGAGGGGCCUUUAGGGGAGCCUCAGUUGAGAUGAAAAAGUCUUGAGCACAUGAACCAAAGAGGAAGAAAAACAUUGUUACUAACAAAAUCCAUUUUCCAUGUUUCAGGCCCCAAAAUCCAAGAACCAAGAAAACAUCAACUCCAAGUUGGCCUUGACCAUCAAGUCAGGUAAAUACACCUUGGGCUACAAGUCCGUUGUCAAGUCCUUGAGAACCGGUAAGGCCCAGUUGGUGAUCAUUGCUGCCAACACUCCAGUUUUGAGAAAAUCCGAAUUGGAAUACUACGCCAUGAUGUCAAAGACCAAGGUCUACUACUUCCAAGGUGGUAACAAUGAAUUGGGUACCGUUUGCGGUAAAUUGUUCAGAGUCGGUACUUUGUCUAUCUUGGACGCUGGUGACUCUGAUAUCCUCAGCUCAGUCUAA